Molecule: messenger RNA, 1485 nt
Organism: Zasmidium cellare ATCC 36951
Lineage: Eukaryota; Fungi; Ascomycota; Dothideomycetes; Mycosphaerellales; Mycosphaerellaceae
Exons: 4
Coding region: 1-1485 (494 amino acids)
Biological process (GO): mRNA cis splicing, via spliceosome
Cellular component (GO): spliceosomal complex; cytoplasm
Molecular function (GO): protein binding
Source: RefSeq, a predicted model, not a curated record
AUGUCACGCUCUACGGUCCCCAGCAAGCGGUCCGCCGAUGCUGCAGAAGACGCCUGGGUGGCUGAUGAAGAUCGCUUUGUGCUACAGCAGGCCAAGAAGAAGGCCGCGAUCCGAGUAAAAGGUGGAAGGGCUCAGCCGGUGGAUUGGCUUGCCGUCACUCUGCUUGUCAUUGAUCCGGACCGCAAUCGCCUGGACGAUGAAGUCGGGUUGGAUGAUUUGGAUAUGGAGGAUCCCCAAGGCGUGUUUGAGGGGCUGGAUGACACGCAGUUAGCGGAAUUGGAGAAGGGCAUUGACACGUACAUCACGCUGGAAUCGAGCAGAAGCAAUCAAGACUACUGGAAUAUGAUGAAAACCAUCUGCAAAGACCGCCGGAAAUCUACAGACGGUGCUCAACCAACCGCGCGAGUUGUGGGCUCAGUAGCCUCAGAUCUGGACAAACUUCUCAGCCCCAAGAGUCUGGAAGAACUGGAGAAGCUCGAGAAGCAAAUCCGAUCCAAAUUGGCCUCCAACGAGCCAAUCGACACGGACUACUGGGAGCAUUUGCUCAAGAGUUUGCUCAGUUACAAGGCGAGAGCGAAACUACGCAAAGUAUCCCAAUCCAUUCUGGAGGCUCGAGUGGGCGGUUUGCGCAAACAGCAAGCGGCGGAAGCUGAUGCCAUGAAGGCUCGUCUUGAAGCACAUCUUCAGAAUGAUCCCAAUGCGUCUGGUGUGACAUCUUCGGGCGAUCGGCACCACGGCGCCCACCCGGACGACAGACACCCGCUCGAUCCAGAGCCGUUGCUUCGUUUGCGACAGGAAGACAAGGCUCUUGAGUCCAUGACCGACAAAGAGUUUGCCCAAAGUGUCGUCGACGACAGGAAAAAGGUGCUCAAGUUGGGUUUUGUGCCCAAUCGGAAGAGGCCCGGUAGCUCUGGCCAAGAACCGGCAGCCAAGCGAUCGCGAACCGAAGUCGGCGAUGCGAGCCAGGCCAGGGAUGCUGCCUUUGAUCGUGAGGUUGCGCGAGGCCUUGGUGAGAAUGAAGAGCUCUUCACGCAGGAAGAAGAGGUCGUCACCAUGAACAAGGCUCAAUGGGAUAAGCUCUACCGCCCGCGAAAGCCCAAGUACUUCAAUCGAGUGCUGCUGGGUUACGAAUGGAACAAGUACAACCAGACACAUUACGAUCACGACAACCCCCCUCCUAAGGUGGUCCAGGGAUACAGGUUCAACGUCUUCUACCCGGAGCUGGUGGACAAGACCAAGGCGCCGACGUACAAGAUCGAACGGGAGAAUGGCCGAAGGCGGGGUCAGACACUAGCUCCAGCUGGUGAAGACGACACAUGCUUGAUUCGGUUCACAGCAGGCGCACCAUACGAAGACAUUGCAUUCCGUAUUGUCGACAAGGAGUGGGACUAUAGCGCCAAGCGAGAACGAGGGUUCAAAAGCAGCUUCGACAAGGGCAUUCUCCAACUUCACUUCCAAUUUAAGAAGAUCUACUACCGGAAGUAG